Messenger RNA from Candoia aspera, 2788 nucleotides. RefSeq names its product spindlin interactor and repressor of chromatin binding (gene SPINDOC). The transcript is spliced from 9 exons. NCBI's taxonomy places the organism in Eukaryota, Metazoa, Chordata, Lepidosauria, Squamata, Candoiidae. The record is from RefSeq and is a predicted model, not a curated record. Gene Ontology annotation, biological process: negative regulation of DNA-templated transcription. Bases 350 to 1591 code for a protein of 413 amino acids.
CUCCAGCCUCUCUAGCCGCUCUCGUCCCCGCCCCCCACCCGGUCCCUUGACGCCGAUUGGCCACGCGCCAGGCGAGGGGGCGGGGAAGCGAGCUACCACGCGGCUGGCGAUUGGUUAAGCGACCAGGCGGCGAACAUAGAGCCAAGAGCCAAGGAGAGCAGCCCGUACUAUAGCUUUAACCGGAAGUGUGCCCUCCCUUCUUUCCCCUGCGCCGUCUAACUCCGUGGGCCGCUACCAUAGAGUCAGCACUGAGUGGUUUCUGGUGCUAAGUCCUUCUGCUUAUCCAGUCCAAGGAGGCCUCUGCAGCAGUUGGGAUUUGGGGUGUCCACUCUGUACCUCCAAACCUCUCAUGGCGCUGAAGGCAGAGACCCCCCUGGCAGACUACACCGAGGUCUCUUCGGCCAUCUCACGCUUCAAGGAGAAGGGGAAAUCUGCUGCUGAUUCUCGGCUCCUCAUCUGUCCCUCAGUGAAGCAGGAUGGGGCACGUGUAAACCCUGUGGAUAAAGAGGAACAUCCAGUUUCAGAGUCUGCUGCCCCAGCUGGCCAGGAAGAGCCUGGACUCUCCUGGAAGCAGGAAUACUUGAUAGCCGAGAGUUCAGAUCACGGGCGGCUGGUAUGCAUGGUAUGCGGCGGUGUCUUGACUGCCUCUGGCCCCACGGCAGCCCGUCAGCACAUUUUGCAGCAACAUGCCCAUUCGCUGGACUUCAGCCUGGAAGAGAAGCGUAACAUCCUGGAGGCCUGGAGUGAAGGGGCUGUACUUCCCGAAGUAGAAUCACCGACUUCCUCGGCAGGCGGUCCCAGCGAGAACAAGCGGCCUGCCGAGAUCGAAGUCCUCCUUGAUUCGGAGGAGCAGCCGGUGAGCCGGAAGCGCGGGCCCGUCAAAGUGCGCUGCGAAGGCAUGCACUUAGAACCUGAACGGCGAACUCAAGUUCGACAGAGGCUGCCUGCCAAAGAUUUGAGGAGUCAAGAGCCCGUGGAGGCUGCAGGAAAGGAGUGGCUCUCAGAAUGUGGACUUCCCGGUUCAGCGCCUGCUGAAAUCCGGAUUUUCACUGACGGCUCCUUCCCAGCUGGAUUCACCUUGAAGCUGUACUGCCGUUCUCAGCCCGAACCGUCCCGGGGCUCUGGAGCUAAGCCCAGUACAAGGAAGCGAACAGUGGAUCGUGACUGCUCCGUGCCUCUGCUGCGGCUUCACUCCAGGGACGCUGCCGGUCACCUCCGCCCAGGCCAGGACGCCCUCACCCCCCCUUGCCCGCUGGGCAGCUCCACUGGCAGCAGCCCCAAAGACUGUGGGGCAGCUCAGGGGGCGGGCAAGCAGGGGACCCCUGUGGGCAAGGAGGCCUCCCCUCUCCUAGGCAAGAGCUUCAACCCCACCUGGCGCGCUCGCUUCCUGGUGGACUUCGAUGCCGCCACCGGCCACCUGGUGUGCAUGGUAUGCGAGUACCCGCUGAGACGCAUCUGCCUGGCCACCGUCAAGCAGCACAUUCUCCAGUGCCACGCCGAGACCCUCCAGAUGCCUCGCGAAGUCCGCCGCACCAUCCGCGAAGUCUGGGAGAGCAGGGGCCAGCCAGCCACCCAAGUCCCGAGGAAGUGAAGCGCCGCCGGCCCUCCACCCGCUGCGGGAAGCCGAGAGGAAGGAAGUGUCGAAGAGGACGGAACUCUGGACCAGGCCUAGGGGCGGAGCACAAGGAAAGGAGGCCCCACCCCUCCUCAGAAGCCCCGCCCCAGCGCCACCACUCAGAUCUCCCUUGCUGGCAAAAAUAAGCAGCACCCCGGCAGACCCUGCCGCAAUUCUUCGGCCGUAGGACUCGCACCAUGCUUAUUUUUUGUUUCUCAAUUUUGCUAUUCAGGCCGAAGCCACUCUGCCUUCUCUCUGGCCCCUCCCGCCCCCUGCCUUCUUUCUCACCAGCACAGCUCCAUGCCGCAGUGGGUAAGGAAGACGGAGAAGGAAGGCACUGAAUCUGCCAGGGGAGAUGGGAGCGCCUACCACUGCCUCCCCUUAUUCAGGGACGAUUUAAGAAAAGAAAAACUCAGGGGAACAUCUUUUUUGAGUUGCUGUUGGCCCCUCUUCCUCGCCCCCCCCCUUUUUUUAACUUCUGUUCCCGUGAAGGCUGCAGGAAGGAAUAGACACGCUAAUUGCCUGAAUUUGGUGGUGGAGAGGACGUUUCGUCGCAGCCGAGGCGUUUGUCUGCCGCGAUUAAAGGGACACCGGGCGUGCCGGGGCUUCCGGAUUUGACAGACGGGCUGAAACUUCGGCCUGGGCCUUUGCGCGGAUUAAAGACCCGAAGGGAGCAGUAAAUUAUUUUUUAUGAUCGGCUGCAGCUUUUUAGGUCUCCUUCUGUCUACGUACUACGUUCUGAGCUCUGUGCUUCAAUCACCGCUUUGCCCGUUCCCCUGCAGGGAAGGAAAGGGAUUUCUCUUUUGUUUUGUUAGAGAAGGGGGGCCAGAUCCGCAAGUCAGGCUGAUGGUGGUGUGUUCCGCCAAGCAAGCCCUGGCUUGGUAACCACAUGCGAACAACCGGCAUCUCUGUGUGUGCCUUUAUUAUCCAGGUGACAGGCAGCCGUUCAACAGGUGCGAGCCCCAACUCGCAGCAGGGCGGCACGCCCGUCUGAGAAAGAAGCAUUUAUUCCUUUAUUCAAAGGUGGGCUCCGGCUGGAGAGGAAGGCAGGUUGACAUAACUGAGCUGGAUCUUAAAGGUAGAGGAAAAGGGGUCGGUUUCCUAUCCUGCCGUUCUGUCCCAGGGACGAGCUCGUUAGCGCUGCUGCUAAUUACAAUAAAACCACUGAAAACC